Molecule: messenger RNA, 1118 nt
Organism: Volvox carteri f. nagariensis
Lineage: Eukaryota; Viridiplantae; Chlorophyta; Chlorophyceae; Chlamydomonadales; Volvocaceae
Exons: 2
Coding region: 564-1118 (184 amino acids)
Source: RefSeq, a predicted model, not a curated record
UUUGUAACAAUAUAGCAAGGCCUUUCCGUCCUUGGGACCUACCCCCGGCAAGCACAGCUUGGCAAGCCGAAAACCUAGGAUGGGUACGACCUAAGCAUGUUGUUACAGCAACACCCGCAACGCCAGCGCUUUUCGACUCGUCGGGCGUCAUCCUUGUCGAGACUCAUGAGGCAUGACCCUGAGCCGCUCAGGCACAAUGCCAUCCCGUCGGCAACACACCAACCUAGCACGGCAUUGUACCGUGAAUCAUCGGCCAUCACAACGGGACGCCUGCGACACAGUUCACGACAUCAGAACGGCACGAGGUCCAGCGGCAAUUUUGUCACGCGUGCCCACUCUAAGCGCAGGCAAAGCCCGAGGGACCAGCAUGUGAGACGUUCGCAGGCUUCCAACACCUGUUGGCCCCCUUUCAGAUUCUGCCAAGUCCGGUGACAACGGCUUGCCCUAAUUUUGUUACUGAUCAAGUUACUGACCGGACAGCAUUUGAUUUUGAGGCUCGCAAAAAAAACAGCUGCUUCCAACAGCCCUGGCCCACGAUUAUGACUGCCCCAUGAUGCUCUUUCAUGCAUGCUCAUUUAGCCCAUUGGGGCUGCAGCGGAGGUAUGUCGAGCGGCAUCGCCCUGCUCCUCAUAUUGAAUGAAAUGGAGUCAGUCCGCAAUGACCCAAUAUCCAUGCUCCUGCAGGCAGGGAAACGAGGGUUGAAGCCUACUACCCCAUCGCCAAGCACCGUUGCUCCGCUCGCUCGAGCCUCCAUUCUAACGAAUUCGCACCUGCCCUUCGCCGGCAUGACAAUUACCUUGAUGGGCCCUGCCAGGAGCACGUACCCAGAACCGCCACGGCGGUGGAAAAGCAGAGUUCCAACACAAUGGUUACCGGCAGCGCCUCAAACUCCUCCUGAGAAAGCUUCAGCAAUUGCCGGUCUGCAGUUAAAGUUACGCUGGCUGUUGGCUAAUGACGGCGGCAAAUUUGGAGCACAGCUGUCCAAGCCUCGCGCACAUUGGAUCACCGCAAUAGUUGUGUGCACUAAGCCUACCAAGCCGGCCAGCGUUAAGAGCCCACCCGUGCUGACUCUGACCAUGCUUGUAGCACGGAAUGAAGGAGCACGGGCAGGUAGCUAG